Molecule: messenger RNA, 2225 nt
Organism: Pundamilia nyererei
Lineage: Eukaryota; Metazoa; Chordata; Actinopteri; Cichliformes; Cichlidae
Gene: cd164
Product: CD164 molecule, sialomucin
Exons: 6
Coding region: 265-798 (177 amino acids)
Cellular component (GO): cytoplasmic vesicle
Source: RefSeq, a predicted model, not a curated record
ACACCCUCCUCCCUUCCCUGUUGUUGACGUACUGCCGACCCAUUUCUUGAUUUUUCUCACCCCUCCCCAGGAGCUGCCACAUGACCUGUCAAGUAGGAAGUGUUGAAGCUAGCGAGCAGCAGCAGGAACAGCGGCGGCACGAAACGCAACACAGAGGGGUAGCUGUGAAAUCUCCCGAGUCUCGUUCUCGACGCUUCUCUCAAGAUACGUUUACCCCCUCUCCACCCCUGUUGAAGCAGGCUCAGCAAUAAGUUGUCCGCAGUCAUGUACGUGAAGGUGGUGUUUUUCGCGGUGGCUCUGGCUCUGAUUGGCGCGGCGGUCGCGGCAGACUCAGAUGGAUGUUCCGAGCUAACUUCAUGUGAUAAAUGUGUGGAAGUCGCUGAAUGCCACUGGGGUAAUUGCUCAUCAAUUUUUGGCUGUUACAAUGGGACUCUAAAAGGAAACGACUCCUCCUGCAUCAACGCCAGCUGCUCUGGCUCUGUGAGUACGCCCAAUCCUACAACCCCCCAUACUACUGUUGUUCCCACCACCUCUAACAGCAACACCACAGAGAAUGGAACCAGUACUACUACUCCUACUACUACUCCCAAUCCACCAACGACACACUCAAACUCCUCGAGUACUUCUUCAACUGUAACUGUCACAACAGUCAGCCCGACAACCGCCCCUCACAAGAACUCGACCUUUGAUGCCGCAAGCUUCAUCGGUGGGAUAGUGCUGGUCCUGGGGCUGCAAGCCGUCAUCUUCUUCCUCUACAAAUUCUGCAAGUCCAAGGACCGCAACUACCACACCCUUUGAAAAGCUCGCACUUGACCUAUCCUCGCCAACUAGACCCUUUCAGAGAAAGCUCCCUGAUCAGCACACACUCAUCCACGUGGUCUCAAACAGUGUUUUCAAGCAGGUUAAUUUUGUAAUCAAUCAUCUUUGUGGCACUUGUGAUUCUAGCGUCCCUUAGUGCUGCUGUUGUAGUCACUAUAGAGGAACCCACGCAUGCCCGUAUGUGUGAUAAAUCAACAGCCAAACAGAUCCUCAGUGACGAGGCAUUCAGGCCUUGAGCAUAUGGAUUACAUCAUCCGGUAGCUGCUCCCACCUCCAUCAUGCAGUUACUCAUUUCUGCAAAGACCAUUUCCCAGUGAAUCUGAAAGGAAGGGGGGUUGUGUUAUUUACAGCCUUCCUUCUCAUACCUUCGUCAGUUAAAUAGGCCACAUAAGAGUUAAAAGAAUUAGCCAUGUAUACAAAGCGGCUCAGGAGUCGUACAGCUACAGAGGUCACGUUGAUUUGGAAACACUGUUUGAGAUCACAACUGCUCUUUAACACGACGACUUUGAUGAUUCAGUUUUGCUUUUGCCCUGUUAAAUUGUGGUUUCCUCCCCUCUGUGCAGCUGUAUUAUGUAUAUUUGUUCAUAGAUGAUGUAAAAGAGGCGGGGAUUCUUUUUUCUUUUUUUUUUUAUUUAAAAGGGGGAUAAAAGCAGAACCAAAUCAUCCAAUGUCGUGGAUAAAACAAAAAAACAGGCUUAUUUAUUGAUGGGUGUCUCCAGUAACAUUUAGGAGUGCUGUGUGUUUUCUCCUGCUGAAUCCUACCUUUCCAUCCUAAUAUUCAAGAUGUUAAAACACCAACUGCCAGCGGGGCAGCUCAGUGCAAUAAAUCAUGUAUCGAGCUCAUUUCCCAGCCAUUAAUCUCCCAAACUUCCUGAUCUUAACCGGUGUCAAAUUGUCCAUGCACGGGUUGCCAACGUGGAGCUGGCUGUUCUAUUCUGUGGAGUAAUUGAAAGGAUCAAAAAUUAAUGAUGGUAGAAUAUUUGUUAAAAACGAGAAUGGGGAAGUUUUGGGUUGUUGUUGUUUUUUUAAUAGUAAGUACAUUUCUUGAUGUAGACAGUGAAAGCAGUGAAGUGCCUUUAAUGUCCUAUAUGACUUAAAGAGAAGGAGGGGUGAGUGUUUAUUAGUUUAUAAGAGAGAGAGAACUGUAUCGCCGUGAGAACCAUCGUAUUGCAGCUGGACUGAAGAGCCUUUAAUGUUGGUGAAUACAGUAGAUGGUGAUAACAGGAGGGCCUGGGUCUUUUUUUGGGGGGUGGGGGGGGUCCACUGUAAGUUAAACAGAUAUUCAGUGCAUGAAACCCACAGUUACUUCAGUGGUAACUUUGUAGAAAGUACUUAAAGGUACUCUAGCAUCUAAUUUACCCUCUAAAAGCUCGCAAUUCAUGUUUUCCAACUUCAACCAGGGAGGG